AUGCACUUCACAGGCUCCUCCCUGUCUCCUUGCUUUGACUUUCCCACCUCCUGCAGGCUGUCAUCCUCUGUUGGUAUUUGCAUAUUGCAAGGGAAUAAAACCUCAGUUCUCUCAGGAGUGAACCAGAGUGUUAUGGGAACUGAGCACUCAAAGAGCAAGGAGCGAAGGAGCAUGGUUUUCCUUAGGAAAGGCCCAAAGCUGCCUGCAUGGGAAGAUGCCCUUCUGGCAGGAAGAGAGCCCAAGUCUCUGCUGAAACGGGGAUUGCGUUAUGUCAGCUUGAGCCUGAUAAUGAAAGGGAUGACCAGCACACCUGACUUUUUGUGGGGACUGCAUGAGGUGCAGAAGCUGAACCUUUCACGCAACCAGCUGGUGGUGAUUCCUCCUUCACUGGGGAAGCUGGACAGGCUGGUAGUCCUGAACUUGGGCGGCAACUGCCUCAAGUGCCUACCUAAGGAGAUUGGGCUGCUGAGGAACCUGAAGGUCUUGUUCGUCAAUAUGAAUUGCCUGAAAGAAGUGCCAGCAGAGCUCAGCUUGUGCAGGAAGCUGGAGGUUCUGAGCCUCUCGCACAACUGCAUCUCACAACUGCCUUUGAGCUUCACUGACCUGACGAGUUUGAGGAAACUGAACCUCAGUAACAAUCGCUUUGUGCAAAUUCCCCUCUGCAUUUUUGCCCUGAGAAGCUUAGACUUCUUGCACCUAGGGUCCAACAAGCUGGAAAACAUCGCAGAGAGCAUCCAGUAUCUGGUCAAUCUGCAAAUCUUGAUUGUGGAAAAUAACAACAUACGCAGUCUGCCGCGGUCUCUGUGCCACAUCAGCACUCUGGAGCUCCUGAACGCCGAUUACAACGCCAUACAGACCCUGCCAGAUGAGCUGUACCUGCUGCGCCGCCUGCGCCGCAUUGCCUGGAACCCCAUGGACAAAGGCCUCCACAUCGCCCACAACCCCUUGGCCCGGCCCCUGCCUGAGGUUGUCGAGGGGGGGCUGGAUGUCCUCUUCAACUACCUCAGGGACAAAAAGGAGCACAACUGAGCUUCCGCUGAGCUUGUCAUUAAGCUGUCAUCGGGACUCAAUUGCAUCGGAGAGCUUUCCUGCACAGGCAUCUCCACUUCAUAGUGCUCGGAUUUUGAAGGCUACGGGUGGCUUUAGUAACAGUUGGAGGAAAGCAAGUAAAGUAUGAUGGUCUUGAUUAAGUGUGGGAAGAGCAAACUUUCUAAAAAUAGCCACCUCUGUAACCUUCACCGUUGUGGUACUUGGGGGUUUUUAUUGAAAAAAAAUACAAUUCAGUUGUGAUAAAAUGUUUGCUCUUCAUUUGACAGAAACAAAUUAAAGCAGACUGCCAGACAUGCAGAAAUGUAUAUUUGACAGCUAUUAGGCUGAAGAAAUAUUAAUAUAAUUUAGACUUU
This is a messenger RNA of Lonchura striata (white-rumped munia), 1403 nucleotides long. RefSeq names its product leucine rich repeat containing 30 (gene LRRC30). Gene Ontology annotation, cellular component: cytoplasm. Gene Ontology annotation, molecular function: protein binding. The record is from RefSeq and is a predicted model, not a curated record. Lineage: Eukaryota; Metazoa; Chordata; Aves; Passeriformes; Estrildidae.